UUUAAUUCUUCAAAGAAAACAAAAACUAAUAAGGUUAUUUAUGAUCCUGUUAACGAUUACAUAGAGCGCAUUCCUUCAAAAUUGACAGACAAUUCUUUACCAAGCAUUGACGAAAUAUUGGUAAAAGUUAUAAUUUUAUUAAUGAUUGUUACAAAACAAUUUCCGAAGCCAUCUCUAUUUCGAAACAAUAGUUCUAGUAGAAAAACAACUCUUUCACACUCAAAUAAUGUUGAAAAUGAGGGGCUCAUCGAUAUUAAAAAAAAAAAACAUCAAAAACCGUUGAUGAAAGACACGAAGUAA
This is a messenger RNA of Dentiscutata erythropus, 300 nucleotides long. The record is from the annotation of a GenBank genome assembly. NCBI's taxonomy places the organism in Eukaryota, Fungi, Glomeromycota, Glomeromycetes, Diversisporales, Gigasporaceae.